Caenorhabditis elegans is the source of this 144-nucleotide messenger RNA. RefSeq lists its product as uncharacterized. Bases 1 to 144 code for a protein of 47 amino acids. Lineage: Eukaryota; Metazoa; Nematoda; Chromadorea; Rhabditida; Rhabditidae. The record is from RefSeq and is marked reviewed. The transcript is spliced from 2 exons.
AUGAGAUUCUUCAUUCUAAUCUUCCUUACCAUUUUUGUCGUUAGCCUUUUGGCUGAUGAUGUUGUACCUCCUACUGUCGUUUCAGGGGAUGCAAUUGCAAGUCAUCCAAUUAGAGUUCUCAUGGUAGCUGGUAGAGGAAAAUGA